This is a messenger RNA of Gigantopelta aegis, 399 nucleotides long. RefSeq names its product dnaJ homolog subfamily C member 22-like. Lineage: Eukaryota; Metazoa; Mollusca; Gastropoda; Neomphalida; Peltospiridae. Gene Ontology annotation, cellular component: early endosome; plasma membrane. Gene Ontology annotation, biological process: endocytosis. The record is from RefSeq and is a predicted model, not a curated record. The coding region runs from base 1 to 399 and encodes 132 amino acids. The transcript has 3 exons.
AUGGUGGAAAUUUUGUUCAAAUUGCCCUUUCUCCUAUGGCUGUUUGGUGGAUUGCUAGGACUCCAUCAUUUCUAUCUUGGUAGAGACAGACAUGGUUUUUCUCUGGGCUACUACAUUUUGGGGAUUUUUUUAUUGCAGGAUGUAGCAAUGUCUCAAGUAUUAAGUUCACUAGAAGUAUUAGGAUUUAAUAGAACUGUCAAUAUCGAGGAGGAAAUAACAGAGGGGGUAUUAAAGGAACAUUAUAAGAAAUUGAUACGUGUAUGGCAUCCUGAUAAACAUCCUUCUGAUAAAAAAGAGGAAGCACAAACAAAAUUUAUUGAAAUUCAGGAAGCGUAUGAAACUGUUGAGAGAUAUUUGAAAAUAAGAAAAGAAAAACACAUUUUCACAAUAACUCGUUAA